AUGUCAUGUCAAUGAACGCCAUAACCAUUGUUAUUUCGGUUCUGCUGUAAGUUUAUCAAGAAAAUAUUGUACAGCAUUUAGAAAGUACGUAAAAAUGAGUGAAUUAGUUUGGGGAAUCAAAAACGGCGACAUAGACCAAGUCAAAGACAUAGUCGAAAAUAAGAAUAUAGAUGUCAAUGCCUUAAUUGAUGGAAGAGUUCCUCUACACUAUGCUGCGGAUUAUGGUCAAACAGCUGUAUUAAACUAUCUCCUGGACAAGGGUGCAGAUCCGAAUAUGGUUGAUAAGCAUGGCAUCUCAGUGCUGUUGGCAGCUAUAUGGGAAGGCCACACAGACUGUGUCAAGACACUGCUCAAAAAUGGUGCGUCUAAAAACGGAAAAACCCCAGAUGGAACACCAUAUCUUGAAGCUGCUGAAAAAGAAGAAAUAAAAGAACUUCUCACAUAGAAUGUAUAUGUAAUCAGAACUGUAAUAAGCAAUCGCUCACGUUUUUGAUUUGAUGCUAAGGAAAAAUCACUAAGAUCAAACAAUAAAUUAAUCUAUUAUAAAAUAUUUUUACAUGCAUUUAUUUACAUUGUAAUGAAUUAUUUUUAUACGCUCAACAUAUUGAAAUAUAAAAUAUGUAUUUGAUUAUGCGUCCAUUUUGUAGUUUGUGUAUCUAUAAAGGCCUGACCCCUCUUAAAGGGUUAAUUAUAGCCACUUGAAAUGUGAUGGUUAGCUCAUCCUUCCAGUGCUUGCAUGAGAUUUUAAGAAGCCCCAUAAUCAAAAUUUAGCAAAUAAAUUAUUUAAUAUUAAGGUGUAAUUCCAACAAUAAGAUGUAAUUUUUAUCGCUAAAAUAAUAAACUGAUAAUGAACAA
Molecule: messenger RNA, 855 nt
Organism: Trichoplusia ni (cabbage looper)
Lineage: Eukaryota; Metazoa; Arthropoda; Insecta; Lepidoptera; Noctuidae
Product: myotrophin-like
Exons: 4
Coding region: 95-445 (116 amino acids)
Biological process (GO): regulation of barbed-end actin filament capping
Cellular component (GO): nucleus; cytoplasm
Molecular function (GO): protein binding
Source: RefSeq, a predicted model, not a curated record